AUGGAAGGCGGCAGAUGCCUGUCUGACUAUGUGGAAGUCUACGAUGGGCCGCUCUAUACUUCUCCUCUCCUUGCGAAAUUUUGUUCUGGUUCUUAUCGCACUUACACAUCGUCCUCAAACCUGCUGACUGUCCGAUUCUACAGUAACUCUCGGCACACCUACAGAGGGUUCCAGGCUGACUAUUAUUCCACAGUAGCAGAUCAGAGCAUUACCCUGUUGUGUUUGCCAGACUACAUGCAAGCAGGUGUGAGCAGAGACUACCUUCAGUCACAAGGCUACUCGGCUUGGAACCUCUCCUUGAAUGACCCCUAUUGCAAACCCAACAUUACAUCGAAAACAGUGGCCUCAGGUGAAAUUUGUGGAUCUGGGAGAGAUGCCAGAAUCACAACUGAAGCCAGCUUCACGGCAUCCAUUCCUCCAGGUGUCUCCGUGACCCUGGUGAAUGGCAGGAACCCAUGCGAGGGGUGCGUAGAGAUUCACUCCUAUGGGGGCCAGGGCACUGUCUGUGAUGAUGACUGGGACCUGAACGAUGCCCAGGUGGUGUGCAGGCAGCUGAGAUGCGACUUCGCUGUUUCUGCACCCUCAAAUGCCUACUUUGGACAAGGCACUGGCAACAUCUACCUGGAUGAUGUGCACUGCACAGGGAACCAGUCCUCCCUCUUCCAGUGCAGCCACCGUGGCUGGGGUGUCCACAACUGUGGUCACUCUGAAGCUGCUGGUGUUGUGUGCUCAGCUAGAAAAUAUAUUUGUGGUGGCUUACUUUUUAAUUCCUCUGGAACACUUCAGAGUCCUUAUUAUCCUUCGGAUUAUCCAGAUAACGCAGAUUGUUUGUGGCAAAUACAAGUAAUGAAUAAUUUCCGCAUUAUGCUCACAUUUGGAAGUAUUCAAUUGCAAGGUGGAUGCGAGAAUGACUAUAUUGAGAUCUAUGAUGGACCACCUAAUACUUCUCCCCUGCUUGGAAGAAUUUGUUCUAGUUCUGAUGUCACAUACACAUCAUCCUCGAACUUCAUGACUGUCAGAUUUACCAGUGACUCCAGAUAUUCCAGCAGAGGAUUUCAUGCAGAGUAUCUGUCCUUUCCAGCAGAUCAGAACACCACCCUUGUGUGCUUGCCAACUUACAUGCGCGCAGUUGUAGACAGACUUUAUCUCCAGUCUCGGGGCUACUCGGUGUGGAACAUCAGCUUGUCUGACUCUUAUUGUAGACCAACAAUUACAUCCACUGAGGUUAUAUUCAACGUUCCAUACAGAGGCUGUGGUACACGUAGACAGGGCAACAAUGAAACAAUAUCCUACUCCAAUGUGAUCAAAGUGCCUGCUUCUGGUUACAUCGUCAAGAGGCAAAAGGACCUUCACUUGCACAUCAACUGCAAAAUGCUCCAGGACACCUGGGUGCAAGUAAUGUACAUUGCUGAUGACAUCAUCAGCAUCAGUGAAACCCAGUAUGGCAGAUACGAUGCGAACUUGACAUUCUACAAUUCCUCAUCUUUCCUGUGGCCAGUGCAUGACUUUCCAUACUAUGUUGACCUGAAUCAGAAUUUGUUCCUUCAAGCUUCUCUUCACAGCUCUGACCCAAAUCUGGUGGUGUUUGUGGACACAUGCGUGGCAUCACCCAGUCCUAGCAAUUUCAGAACACUGAGAUAUGACUUAAUCAGAAGUGGGUGUGUUAAGGAUCCUACCUACUCUGCUUGCUAUUCACCAUACAGCAAUGCUGCUCGGUUUUCAUUUAAUGCUUUUUCAUUUGUUAAUCGACACCCGUCAGUCUACCUGCAGUGUGAGCUGGUGGUGUGCAGGUCCAGUGACUACUCAUCCCGCUGCUAUCAAGGCUGCGUUAGUAGGUUCAGGAGGAACGCAGGUUCUUCCCAGGGGAAAGUGAAUGUUGUUGUUGGACCUGUUCAACUUCGGGAAGCUAACGCUGAGAACACGAACACUAAGCUGGCCUCUGACAUCCAGGUGAAAGGGGAGUCUCAGAGCUCAGCACCUGCUGCCAGCUCCCACGUUCCUCUGGCUGUGACCGUCCUGGUGCUGGUAGCUGCUGUUCUCAAUGUGGGAGGAUUUCUUUUGAAGCGUAAACUGCAGGAACCCAUCCCGUACCAGAUAAUGUCCAGUGCCUACGGGAGACUGGCUGUACUCAACAGGAGAGACUACAGUGUUGACGACCUCCACAGCGCCAGUAGCUUCGACAUUGGAGGCAUCCCGUAUAGCGGAGACAACCUCCACAGAGGAGACAACUGCCGCAGCACCAAUGACCUCUGUAGCACAGACGACUAUCACAACACCAAUAACCCUCCCAGUGGACAUGAGGUUCCCUUUGGAGACAAUCACAACAGCAUUAACCAGCCCCACAGUGGACACAACACUCUUAGCAGACACAACCACCACACCACCAACAACCUCCCUAGCAGAGACAACCACCACAGCAACAACGGCUACCACAGAAGAGGGGAGCACACCAGGUAA
Molecule: messenger RNA, 2457 nt
Organism: Opisthocomus hoazin
Lineage: Eukaryota; Metazoa; Chordata; Aves; Opisthocomiformes; Opisthocomidae
Source: RefSeq, a predicted model, not a curated record